AUGAAGAGUUUCUUACCGUUGACCAGAAAGCAAACCGCUUUACCAGCUCUUUUCAUGUUUCUACAGAUAGCCAUGUCGGAGCUAGCGUCAAGUCAACCCGUACAAGAAGACCCAAAUAAGCUGAACGAUUACGAGGGAAGACUAAGACUCACAAUGAAUGUGAUCAUUAUCGCAAGUGUACUCACCAUUCUCUUCUUAAUAGCGUUCUUCACCCUCUGCUUCCGCCGGUGCAUGGAGCAGGCAGUCGACGCGAGUGUUAACCUUACGUUAGGAGAGAUAAGAGCAACUAACGCGACGGUUGCGCGUAGUCUCGACCCGUCGAUAAUCGAGACGUUCCCGACUUUCGUCUACUCGGAAGUGAAGACACAGAAGAUCGGGAACGGUGCGUUGGAGUGUGCGAUAUGUCUGAACGAGUUUGAAGACGAUGAAAUGCUGCGUUUGCUACCUAAAUGCGAUCACGUGUUCCACCCUAACUGCAUCGAUGCAUGGCUCCAGGGUCACGUGACUUGUCCCGUUUGCCGCAAUAAUCUCGCUGACCAGCAGCAGAUCGCUGAACCUGUCCAACCAGAAGUUAUAACCGAAACGGAUAUCGAGUCGCAGCAACCAGUGAACCCUGAACCGGCAGUGGAGAGUGUUGCUGUUCCACGUGUCAGAUUCUCGAGGUCACACUCGACAGGACAUUCAAUGCUAUUACCUGGAGAAUGUCCCGAUCGGUUUACGCUACUGUUACCAGAAGAUGUAAGGAAGGAGAUGAUGGCAAAUUGGAAGAUGAAACGGUCGAAUUCGUUUGGUUCAUUCGAUAGGAGGAAGCUCGAGGAGUGGUGA
Molecule: messenger RNA, 825 nt
Organism: Eruca vesicaria subsp. sativa (arugula)
Lineage: Eukaryota; Viridiplantae; Streptophyta; Magnoliopsida; Brassicales; Brassicaceae
Source: the annotation of a GenBank genome assembly